Molecule: messenger RNA, 1608 nt
Organism: Pestalotiopsis fici W106-1
Lineage: Eukaryota; Fungi; Ascomycota; Sordariomycetes; Amphisphaeriales; Sporocadaceae
Product: T-complex protein 1 subunit delta
Exons: 3
Coding region: 1-1608 (535 amino acids)
Biological process (GO): protein folding
Cellular component (GO): chaperonin-containing T-complex
Molecular function (GO): ATP-dependent protein folding chaperone; ATP binding; ATP hydrolysis activity
Source: RefSeq, a predicted model, not a curated record
AUGGCUUCCGCAGCACCGGCCGCUGGCUCGUCCUCCCACUCAAAUGCCACCUUCAGAGAUAAGGAGAAGCCGAUUGCAGUGCGGUCUUCCAACAUCGUCGCUGCCCGAGCUGUCGCCGAUGCUAUCCGGACGUCUCUAGGUCCCAGAGGUAUGGACAAGAUGAUCAGAAAUGGAAGGGGCGAGACUAUAAUCACAAAUGACGGCAACACCAUGUUGAAGAGCAUGUCUGUCAUGCACCCAACUGCCAAGAUGUUGGUCAACCUCUCUGGAGCGCAGGAUGUAGAGGCAGGAGAUGGAACCACCUCCGUAGUUGUCAUCUGCGGUGCUCUGCUGGGCGCUGCCGACCGGUUAUUGGGCAAGGGUAUUCACCCAUCAGUCAUUUCCGAGUCGUUCCAGAGAGCCGCCGCCGCCUCGGUCCAGAUCCUCCACGACAUGUCACAACCGGUAUCACUUUCCGACAAUGCCACACUUCUGCAGGCAGCAAACACCUCGCUGUCUUCCAAGAUUGUCUCUCAGUACUCUGGCCUGCUUGGCUCCAUGGCCGUCAAUGCCGUUACCAAGACGAUAGACAUCAAGAAUGCCGACAACGUCGACCUGAAGAACAUUAGAAUCAUCAAGAAGGUUGGAGGCACGAUAGAAGACAGCGAACUGGUUGAUGGUGUUGUUCUCAACCAGCCCGUCAUCAAGUCAGCAGGAGGUCCCACCAAGAUCGAGAAGGCACGAAUUGGCUUGAUCCAGUUCCAGCUCAGCCCGCCCAAGCCCGACAUGGAGAACACAAUUGCCGUGAAUGACUACCGCCAGAUGGACAAGAUUGUCAAGGAGGAGCGGUUGUACCUUUUGAACUUGGUCAAGAAGAUCAAGAAGGCCAAGUGCAAUGUUCUCCUUAUCCAGAAGUCGAUCCUACGCGAUGCUGUCAACGAUCUUUCCCUCCACUUCCUUGCCAAGCUCGGCAUCAUGGCCGUAAAGGAUAUCGAGAGAGACGAGGUUGAGUUCAUCUGCAAGUCGACUGGCUGCAAGCCCAUUGCCGACAUUGAUUCGUUCACUGAGGAUAAGCUGGGAUCUGCCGACCUUAUCGAAGAGUCUCAGGCAAACGGCGCACGAAUGGUCAAGAUCCUGGGCACCAAGAGCGCAGGCAAGACCAUCAGUGUCGUCUGCAGAGGUGCCAACAGCUUGAUUCUCGAUGAGGCUGAGCGAUCGCUGCACGAUGCUCUCUGCGUUAUCCGGUGCUUGGUCAAGAAGAAGGCUCUCAUCGCUGGUGGAGGCGCUCCUGAGAUUGAGAUUGCCGCACAACUUUCUAAGCAGGCUCGUGCUUUGACUGGCACUGAGGCCAUCUGCUGGAAGGCAUUCGCUGAUGCUCUGGAAAUCAUCCCUACGACUCUUGCAGAGAACGCUGGCCUCAACAGCAUCAAGGUCGUCACGGAACUGAGACAUCGCCACGAGAUGGGCGAGAAGUCUGCCGGUGUCAGCAUCAAGAGCGGCGGUGUCAACAACAACAUUGCCAAGGAGAACGUGCUGCAGCCCCUUUUGGUCUCUACAAGUGCGAUCGAGCUGGCCGCAGAGACAGUCAAGAUGAUUCUGCGCAUUGACGAUAUCGCACUCACCCGAUAG